CAGAUAGGAUCUUCAUUUUACGCACAAAUAAAAUCCUCGAAACUAUGCUUUAGAAUUAAUCUAAAAGCUUCCAAGAAGAACUAUGUGCAACGUCAAGAACAAUAUAUUAAGUUUAAAACAAAGAGGAAAAAAGGUGCUCAGUAUUUGAAUGAAUGGUUGGGAAGUAUUUAUCCUCAAUAAAUAUUUCAGAUUAACGAGAUUACAUAAAUCCAUCAUCACUGCACCCUUUAUCCUUAUUGUUGCAAACCAUAAAAGAAAAAAAAAAUAACUAAAAAUGAAUCGAAUAAAGGAAAAAACGCAGCUCUGGAUUUAGGGUUGAUUGAGGAACACGUUACUUAUAGGUCUCGCUGUCUGUAUCCAUAUGGUUUACUCGAUAUACUCGGUGUUGGGCCUUUUAGACCCUAAUUUAAUGCAAAUUCUGAUAUUUUUAACAUAAUUUUAAUAAAUUUAAAUUUGAUAGCUACAUCAAAGAAUAGAAAUUAUCUAUCUUCUUUGAUACGAAACAUAGAUACAUCUGUACGUUUUUUAUUUUAUGCUCUCUUAUGUUUCUUUAAUUAUCAUCACUUUUUGGUUGUAUAUGAGUGUAGCUUCAUUUAAAUUUCUGCUCAUUUUUUGUUUGCAGCCAAAUGAGAAACCGGCCAAGGUAUCGAAAACCGAAACAGUUAUGGAAAAGAAAGAAGAGAAAAAGGAAGUGAAGAUCAAUGAACAUGAGGAUUGUGAAUACAUUAGUGAUGUGUUAAUCUUUCUUUAUACUUAAUUUGAUUGAAUUAAGAGAAUCCGUAUACAAGCGACUCAACAUACUUUUUGAAAAAGUGCUCUCACUUGUGUUAUCUUCUAAUUUAUGUUCAUUUUUACUGUUAAAUUAUUAAUAUAAUAAUAAUCUCAAGAGACUAAAUGUUACAUCGUGUGCUCUACAUCACUAUCACUGCAUCAAGCCAUUUCUUCAUCGAUUUUAUUGAACUCGUAUCAUGUUUGCGAUGGCAAUUGACACACUUUGAAUAAGGCCGCUGAAAACUGAUUAAUGUUGAAUCAAGAUUGAGACAGUAGGCAAUUCCAGCAUAUAAAGCUUAACAACAAUAAAUCAAUGAACAGUCUGAAAAUUGACCAAAUAAAUAAACUAAAAAAACAUUGAAGAUUCAACGAAACUGUCAAUCUUUGAAUAAGGCCGUUGAACAAGUCGGCAAUAAGAAGUCAAAACAAAACAAAAAAACAAGACACACCGAGUAGUUUGCAAGAUGCUCUUUUAAUAGGAUUGAUAGUAGAACAUCACUUAGGAUUGCAAGAUGUUCACAAGUCAUGCAUUUCUUUCAAGUCGCUCAGACCUAGUGUAUGCCUCACUAAUUUUUCAUAAAGAGAUUUUAGUUUCUCAGUGUCUCCAAAUCUUUUAGACUCCUUAGUUGCACAACAAAUUAAAUACUCUCUUUAUCAAAUCCCACAAAAAACUACUUUAUCACAUGUUGGUGAAGUUUGAAUGCAGUUCUAUUUUUUUCUGGCUUUUGUUUUAUAACCUUUUCAAUUAUCUAAUUUCAAUGAUUUUUGUAUGCUGUCUAUUUUAACAAUUUAGAAUUUUUUAAUGACACAAAAUAACAAAAAAAAAGAGUAAACUAAAGCAAAUGCUCGGUGAAACAACCAAGAAUACAUCUCCAUUCUAUAAAAACAUCAUGAUUGACCAAAACAUUGUGGUGAAUCUACCAAAAAUCUUUAAAAUUGCCGAAACAACCAAAAUCAAAUAAGAGUGAUUCAUUUAUUUAGUUUUAUAUAAAAAAGGAUAUCUAGCCAACCAAAAGAAAAGUUGUACACCGUUUUAUCUCCUUCAGGUCUGCAUGACAACAAUAUAACAUGACUUUUCAUAGGAAAUUACAAGACUUAUAAAACUAAACGAAAAAUGUGUAAAAAAACGCACUCAUGACUCAAGACAAAUGUAUCUCCAAAAUGCUGAACUUCUAAGGAGACUCCAGUGUUACAGUAAGCUGUGGCAAAGAGUUGUUUGAAUAUGUCAAGAUGGGCAAUCACGUCCGUCUGGGCUUCGUACUCCACUAAAGCCGAGACAGCAAGUUUUUCACACUUCUGGCUAAGAUUGGAAGCAACGCUAGAUAGAUCUCCACAUAAACAUUGUUAAUUUUGCAACAAGUGGCAAGUGAUGUUACAUUAAAUCCUGGAGAUAUAAAAGUUACCUCCGAGAGAGUGUUACCAAUUGAUAACUUAUCAAGUAUUAUUCUAUCAAAAGUAGUUUCCAAAUGUAUAGAUUUAAAUUAAAAAUUGUUAAAAAGUCAAUUAUUAAACACUUCUUAAUAUUCUGAAAAUUCUAGCAAAAUAGUUCCAUAUAUAUGCAUUUUUAGUUGCACAAUAAAUGCUUUCUUUAUAACAUUCCACAAGAAAACUACUUUAUCAUGAAAUCCUUUUCAUUUUUAGUGGCUGAUCUGCUUCAUGAAUUUGCUCGAGCUGAUCCGAUGACUAGAAUUUCGUAACAUCUCUAACCUUAAACAUUGUAUUAAUCACAUCUACAAACCAACUGGGAAGUACGUUGUCUCGGUGUUUACUCCGCAUUCUGGGCGGAAUUGCAGAAGGUUCUACUGCGAAUGGUGAACGACGCAAAAAAGUCUAAAGACGCUAGAUACACUGAGAAACUGAAAGGCCUAUAUCUAAGUUCACUUUACUACACAGAUCUGGGAGACUUGAGAAACAUUCACGCCAUGUGGACAUCAUAAGUCUUUUCUUUCGACAAGUUUUUAAGACAUUUCUACGUAGUGUGAUUGCUGGUGCUUUUAUCUUUGAUCCAUGGAUGAUGUUUGUGACAAGACAAUGAAGUUGCAUGCGUUUUUCUUUUCUUUUUGGUCAUCUUAUCUCAUCUGACGUAGUUGCUAUAGGUUGGUGGCCCUGGGUUCAUUACAUUACACUUCGACAAGUUUUUUAAGACAUUUCUAUGUAGUGUGAUUGUUGGUGCUUUUUUCUUUGAUCCAUGAAUGAUGUUUAUGACAAGACAAUGAAGUUAAAAAUUGUUAAAAAGUCAAUUAUUAAAAAGUCAAUUAUUAAACACUUUUUAAAAAUUUAGCAAAAUAGUUCCAUAUAUAUGCAUUUUUAGUUGCACAAGAAAUGCUCUCUUUAUAACAAUCCACAAGAAAAUUACUUUAUCAUGAAAUCUUUUUCAUUUUUAAGAUUCGGAUAUAAAAAUUUAUCCGCUAGUGCAUUACUACAAUGUCCUCGUUCAAUUUGAAAAUUGAACAUUGGUGAAGUUUGAAUUCAAUUGAUUUUUAGGACUGUCUUUUGUUUUAUAACCUUUCCAAUUAUCUAAUUUACAUGAAUUUUCUUAUGUCAUCUAUUUUACCUUUUAGAAAGUUUUUAAUCUUGGAUACUAUUGUUGGCGAACAUGAUCUAUAUAAUGCAAUAUGUAUCACAUCAUUACUCUAUUUUUUAUAAGAAAACAACUCAAAAUUUCAGACUUAAUCAUACAAUCUUAACUUUUUGGGCUAAGCCCCAUUUGGGCUACUGAUGUUUUGAGUUUAACCCCUUCGAGUUAAUACCAGCCUGAAACUCAUAAAAUUUACAUUUUAUUUUAGAUAGUACUGUAUCAUUUUUAUUCAAGCACUCAUAAAACAAAUAUGAAAGUUGUGAUUUGUACACCUUACUCUUUGAUCAAUUUGGGAAUCACAUUACAAAUUUCGAUAAAUGUUCUUUCUUCUUCAUGUAGAACAUGUUUUUUUUUUCUUUUACGUUUAGCAUAGUUUGUAUUCCCUUAAGUAGUUAAUUUUUAUUCUCUCAAGCAAUAACCGGUUUCUCUAAAAAUUGAACCGGUUUAUUAACUUUAAAAUUUUGAGAAAUAAGAAGCCCAACUAAUUAAAAGCCCAACUCACUUAUGUAACAGUCAUAGUCAACUUAUCCACAGCAGCAAUUAACUAGUCAAAGCAGAGAUGAUCAGUUUGGAGCCUAACGGCUUUGAGAUGAUCAGUUUGAACGUUUAUGAUAUAUUGGGUGCUAGUGGCUCAAUGAAGAGGACUGAGAAAGGUGAAUCUUAGAGAAGCAUUUUUGAUGGGUUUGUGUACUGACUCUCUGGUCUAUGAACUUUCCAGGGGAGAUUUCUAUAUGCAUGUGUGAGUUCUUUCUCGAUCCUCAUAAAAUCUCUCCUCCCACUGCCAGACAAAUAUCAUGAUAUUGAUAAACGUUACCGCCAACGGUGAGCUCUGUCUUCUCUCUUUGUUAAUCCUUGGUUCUAAAUCUUGAAUGCUCAAUAAGUUUUAUUUUCAUUUCACUAACCGUGUUUGAUAUUGCUAGGUAUGUGGAUAUGAUUGCUAAUCCUGAAGUGGCUGAUGUCUUCCGCCAAAGGGAAAAGUAGGUUAUCUAAAAUCUUCAAACUCUCACUAAAGCAUCUAGUCUCUUUUGUGCAUAAUCUCUAAAACGAAAUGCUUAGCUCACAAUGUAUAUCUUUCUGCAACAUUAUCAUAAGAUAGUUAGACUUGUUUUCGCUUACGCGGAUCAAUAAGGGCUGAUCGUAUGUUUUGUUUUAGUAGAUUGUAUCUGAGAUACGCAAGACAGUCGAGUCUUCUGGAUAUUUAGAGGUUGAAACUCCGGUUCUUCAGGUUUGUGUGCAUACACCUUCAUUCUCAAAUGCCUCCUUAAUAUUUAACUCAUUGUAUGAGAGUUGGUUUCAUGAACAUGUGAAAACUAGGGAGCAGCUGGUGGUGCCGGAGCCUAGACCUUUUGUAACGUAUCAUAACUCACUUGGGAGAGAUCUCUACCUUCUAACUCAGGAAUGCUAAAGACAGGGUUCUUUUGGCACUCCAAGACGUUCUUGAGCCCAAGGACAAAUCUGGAGUUAAAGCUUGCUCUUCUCUGGGCCAUCUUCUUAAUUAGGUAGAGCUUCUUCAGCUGAUAACUUACCAUCAGAUUUAUGUGCUGAAAUAAGUUUUAAUGAUUUUCUAGGUUUUUGAAGUUGUUGUAGAGCCAAAACUUGUGCAGCCAACAUUUGUCUUGGACUACCCAAUCGAAAUAUCUCCCUUAGCCAAGCCACAUCGCGGGUAAAGUUGUGUUAUGACUUAUGAGAACUACCCUUUUGUAACAGUAAUGCAAAUUUGACUGAAAGAUUUGAGCUGUUCAUCUGUGGCCGUGAAAUGGCAAACGCAUUCUCUGAAUUAACUGAUCCCGUGGACCAGAGGAUGCGGUUGGAAGAGCAAGUUAGGCAGCAUAACGCAAAGCGAGCAGCAGCUGAACAAACCACAAAGAAAGAGGAUGAUGAUGAUGAUGAGGAUUCUUAUGAGGUGACCCUUGACGAAGACGUCCUCACUGCCCUGGAAUACGGAAUGCCUCCUGCUUCUGGAAUGGGGCUUGGAAUUGACAGGCUAGUGAUGCUGUUGACGAACUCCGCUAGUAUAAGAGACGUCAUUGCGUUUCCUGUUCUGAAAAUUCCGCAGUAACCCCUCAUGGUUGUAGCUUCACCAUCUCUUAUGUAUCUUUUUGAUUAUUUUCUCAAUCAAGAAGUUGGAAUAAGCAGGUGUAACAAACACGUUUAGAUAGCAAAACAAAUCCAGUUAAUUAUUUUUUCUUGAUGAGUGCUUGAAACAGAGAGACAUAUAAUAAUACAUAAAAAAAGUAAAGUUACAUCAUGUUGGAUGCUCGUCCAGUUUAAUCCCAUUUUUAGUAAUACAGAAUCCAGACAAUGGUUGACUUCCACCAUUGCAGAUACUCUCGCAUAAGUCACUAUAAGCCGAAUAAAAUAAACAUGUGAUGUUUAUGACAUUGAUGGGUGAAACAAUCAGGAACCAACAGUAAAAAACUGACGACUCUGAUCAACUGGAAUCUGUCCUUUUCCUAGCAUGGUCCCUACCUAUACUUUUAUCUGUUUCUCAUCUGAUCAACUUAUAAUUAAAUGGUCUUUGGAUUCUAUCUAAGAGGAGAUGUUUAUGUACUGUGGUUAUUAACUCUUCCUCGAACCCCCCUUGCUGCUGUUUUGUUCUUUUCAGAAAUCAUAACUGUUUUCUUUCCAAUCUGAGCACAUUUUUGUUACUUUAUCAAAGACAAGAUUGGUGACUAGGUGUUUCAAAGAACCAA
Molecule: messenger RNA, 6042 nt
Organism: Brassica rapa (field mustard)
Lineage: Eukaryota; Viridiplantae; Streptophyta; Magnoliopsida; Brassicales; Brassicaceae
Product: lysine--tRNA ligase, chloroplastic/mitochondrial
Biological process (GO): lysyl-tRNA aminoacylation
Cellular component (GO): cytosol; mitochondrion
Molecular function (GO): tRNA binding; ATP binding; lysine-tRNA ligase activity
Source: RefSeq, a predicted model, not a curated record